This is a messenger RNA of Enhydra lutris kenyoni (northern sea otter), 1906 nucleotides long. Its product is annotated as F-box protein 31. NCBI's taxonomy places the organism in Eukaryota, Metazoa, Chordata, Mammalia, Carnivora, Mustelidae. The record is from RefSeq and is a predicted model, not a curated record. The transcript has 10 exons. Gene Ontology annotation, molecular function: protein binding. Bases 10 to 1698 code for a protein of 562 amino acids.
CGCGCCGGCAUGGCGGUGUGCGCUCGGCUCUGCGGUGUGGGCCCGUCGCGGGGGUGUCGGCGCCGCCAGCAGCGCCGGGGCCCGGCCGAGACCGCUGCGGCCGACAGCGAGCCGGACACGGACCCCGAGGAGGAGCGCAUCGAGGCGGGCGCGGCGGCCGUGGCGGGGGCGCCGGGCGGUCGGGGCGCGGGCCCGCAGCCGCCCCCGCGCUGCUCGCUGCUGGAGCUGCCGCCCGAGCUGCUGGUGGAGAUCUUCGCGUCGCUGCCGGGCACCGACCUGCCCAGCCUGGCCCAGGUCUGCACCAAGUUCCGGCGCAUCCUGCACACCGACACCAUCUGGAGGCGGCGCUGCCGGGAGGAGUAUGGCGUUUGCGAGAACCUGCGGAAGCUGGACAUCACGGGCGUGUCUUGUAGAGACGUCUAUGCCAAGCGUAUAAACCCUCGCGUGAAGUCGGGACGUUUCAUGAAAAUUCUUCCCGAUUACGAGCACAUGGAAUACAGAGAUGUUUACACCUGCCUGCUCCAUCGGUACCGACACAUUCUGGGAUUGUGGCAGCCGGACAUCGGGCCCUACGGAGGACUGCUGAACGUGGUGGUGGAUGGCUUGUUCAUCAUCGGCUGGAUGUACCUGCCCCCCCAUGACCCACAUGUGGACGACCCGAUGCGAUUCAAGCCUCUGUUCAGAGUCCACCUGAUGGAGAGAAAGUCGGCCACGGUGGAGUGCAUGUAUGGCCACAGAGGGCCGCACAACGGCCACAUCCAGAUCGUGAAGAAGGAUGAGUUCUCCACCAAGUGCAACCAGACGGACCACCACAGGAUGUCUGGCGGGAGGCAGGAGGAAUUCCGAACGUGGCUGCGGGAGGAGUGGGGGCGGACGCUGGAGGACAUUUUCCACGAGCACAUGCAGGAGCUCAUCCUCAUGAAGUUCAUCUAUACCAGUCAGUACGACAACUGCCUGACCUACCGCCGCAUCUACCUCCCGCCCAGCCACCCGGAUGACCUCAUCAGACCCGGCCUCUUCAAAGGCACUUACGGCAGCCACGGCCUGGAGAUCGUCAUGCUUAGCUUCCACGGGAAGCGUGCCCGGGGCACGAAGAUCACGGGUGACCCGAACAUCCCCGCCGGGCAGCAGACGGUCGAGAUCGACCUCAGGCACCGCAUCCAGCUGCCUGACGUGGAGAGCCUGCGCAGCUUCAGCGAGCUCUCCCGUCUCGUCCUGGACGUGCGGGAGCGGCUGCGCCAGGAGCAGCAGCAGCAGGAGAGCAGGCUGGAGGACGGCGAGGCCGGAGGACAGCAGAGCCCCCGAGAGGCCCAGCGGGGCCCUGCCCAGCCCGGCGCGGAGCUGCCUGCCGAGAAGGUCGGGGAGGCCGGGGGAGCCGAGGCUGCGGGUGCCCAGCCUGGGCAGGGACAGCCCUUUGUGUUGCCUGUGGGCGUGAGCUCGAGGAACGAGGACUACCCCCGCACCUGCAGGAUGUGCUUCUACGGCACAGGCCUCAUCGCCGGCCAUGGCUUCACCAGCCCCGAGCGCACCCCUGGGGUCUUCAUCCUGUUCGACGAGGACCGUUUUGGGUUCAUCUGGCUGGAGCUGAAAUCCUUCAGCCUGUACAGCAGGGUGCAGGCCACCUUCCGGAAUGCAGAGGCGCCGUCCCCACAGGCCUUCGAGGAGAUGCUGAAGAACAUCCAGUCCCUGACCUCCUGACGGGCCGCCUCCCUGUGGGCGGCCCCCACGGCCCUGGGCCCUGCGCCUGGGAGAGGAAGCAGCACGCACUUUGGAGAGUUGGCCUCUGACCAGAGCACCCACCUCGUAGGAGUCUCGGCCCAGCCCCCCCGGACUCUUUGUACAGAGUGUGUGACGUUUGCGUGUGUCCUGUCGGGAGCUCGUGGGAAGGUUGACUGAGCAUGUCUUA